UUUUAGACAAUUUUGUGCUGCUUUUAGGAUCUGAAUUAUUUAAUGGGUUAUAUCGUUGCCCGUGGGUGGCACAUUGACCAGAAUCUUUUUGUGGUCAAAAGUGAUGGGGAAGGCUAGAUCUGGGUUCAAUAAUCUGUGGGGGAAAUAUGAGAUUAUCAUAUGUUUUUUAGCUCAACGAGAAAAGUUUAAUGUCAGUCUGAUAUGCCAGGAGUUUACCCUUAACCAAAAAUUGGUCACACGUGGAGGGCAAUCAUAAUUUUCGUAUGUAGGGUGGAAAUCGAAUAGCAUCGUCAGACCAAAUAUUGAAAUUAUGAAUAUCAAACUGUAUUCUAAAAUUAAUUACAAUUUCAAUCGAAAAAAUAGAUUCGGUGUCUCAUCCUCACUCCAUAAAAUUUUGUUCGGUAUCGAGAUAUACCAGAUACCAAAUUACUUUUCUUCAAAUUACAAAUCAAAUAUAGCAAAUACUAGCCCUACAAAAACCAUUCUCAAAACAUACAAAAACAAACAAUGAUGUGGUGCCAACACUAGUACAAACCAAAAUGGAAAAAAAAAUCUCAAGUAUAAUAACAAGUUAACAACACACUAGAAAAGUGUGGUGCCUAAGAAGCAAAUUAACAACUAAACCAACAAACUCAAACAAGGAACGACUCAGCAACCCAUAAACACUAUAUAAGAAACAAAAUGAGGUUGGUAUGAGUUGUCAAAUAGCGAGAGAAUGAACUAUGUAUAAUUAAGCGACCAUCUUGGCUAUUGAAGGUAUGGUAGUAGUGAGUGAGUGAGUCUAGUUGAGAGGGAUAAAAUAUACACUAGCUUAUAUUUCAGUACUGAUCGAGUUUUCGGUAUAUACCAAUCUCAAUUUCAUAAUUUCUAAUAUCAAAUAACACUUGAAAUUCAAUAUCAUUCCCAAUCCCCCAAAAAAUGUAAAUUCGAUAAUACCAAAUAUCAACAAAUUCAAUACGAUGUUUGGUAUAUCACAAAUACCGGUACCAACGCCGCAUUUGUAUCUAUAAGUGACUGUUCCCAUCAACCCAUGUACCAAAUUAAACUAGUUUAUGGUCCUCAAAAGAAAAACUUUAUUAUGCUCGUAAAAUAAACAAUCGCAGAAUCACUGGAUCCACGCAGUCCAAUUAUUUACAAAGUUGGGUUGGGCCUAGAUUUAGUUUGCAGGGUUCCAAUUUGUUCACCUUUUGAUUGGGCUGAACGUAUUCCUACGAAUCAUGUGUCUGGACAUAACUGGGCCCAGACGGGCCUGGACAAGUAGAAAUGAUUACAGGCCGGCCGGUUGUUUGGUUGUGGGUUGUCUUUAUGCGUUCGGUGAGAGCUGUCAAAUUACAACGUGAACUCGAUAAUCCGUGAUUUUUUGGGUCGGGUUGGGUGAGUUAGCAGGUCGAUCCGUUCCAUUUUAGAUCACUCCCAAAAUGAUAAAAUCACCCAUAAAUUGGUGAUGUGUUUAAAAAAAUUCAUAAGAAUUUGAAAUGACAUGUUUGGAGUUUAAGGAUAAUCAAAUAUCAUGUGUUUCCUGUAAUAGUAUUACUCUUGUGAUUGUUUUUUGACGAUCUGCGCAGUUUGUAUUUCAUUUCAUUGAAGCAUGAGAGGAUUUGACAAUAUGUUACUUUGUUACAAUCCGAAAUUACUCCAACCCGAUCCGAUUGUGGGGUCUAAUUCACGACAUUAUUGGUAGUGUUAAUAGUUUAUUACGGCAUUAUUGGUAGUGUUUAUAGUUUAUUCAACAAUUGUGGAAAUUAAUAUUCUUAUCAUCAUAUAAAUACUCUCCAUGUGAAUCAGCACUCAGCAGUGUAUUCCACAGUCCACACCCGCCGACAAUAUAUCUAUCUUCUAUAUAUAUUGGGCCAUCGAUCGACAUCUAAGUCACAACACAUCCAAACCCAAAAACAAACACACCUUCGAAAUCUUUAGACAGAACCAGAAAAUGGCUGCUGCAACAUCCCUCCCAGCCGCCGCCGUUGCAGCACCGCCGGAAAACGCAGCCGCCGAAGCCAUGGAUCGUAUCUCGGCUAGCUAUCAUCUCACACUAUGGGGAGAUCGCUUCCUCUGCCAUGAUGAUUUAGCUGAUGAUGCUCAGGUGAAUUAUUCGCGUCACUAUGUGAUUAGAGUAUUGAAACUAGUUGGUUUAUUACAGUGUGAUUUGCCUUCUUACAAUCGGAGUAGUCAAAACCCCGACUUAAAUCCUAAAAUCCUACAUUUUUUUUUUUACGAUUUAACUUAUCUAUUCCGAUUCUGAUUUCACUAUAAAAGCUAUGGACCUUAAAAUCCUACACUAUUCACGAUUUAAAUCUUUAAAGUCUUACGAUUUUAUGAUUCAAAUGUUUGUGUCAAUUUUACUUAUUUUCUCCAGAAUUUGCAAAAUUACGCCUCUCUUUCUUCUUCGAUCCCUCCACCAACAACCACCAUAGACUAUAAUCAAUCCACAUAAAUGUAUUAAUCAUCAUCGAUUCACCACCUCUUAACAUUAACCUUGAUAAAUUGGAACAUUAACCUUGAAAAAUUAUCAUUGUAAGUGCUAUGUGUUCUUGUGUUAUUCAAGAUUUUUCUUACUAAUAUUAUUCCUUCAUUUCUAUAUGGACCUUAAGAUUCUACAAUUUUACGAUUAUGAUUUUAUCCACAUUUUUUCGAUAUUACGUAAAAUCCCUAUUUUGCCUGCUUUGCCUAUAGUAUACAUGUUAUCAAAUAUGCAGUACUUCUAUUAGAAUUUCCAUCCACUUUGUUUUAACCAUUAUCGAACCAGCGGUUCAACCGCGCGACUUGAAUCACAAAAGUACCCUCAAUUAUUUUCUUUGUCGCUGAAUCAUUUAUGUAAAUUGUUACAUUUUAGAUAGCUCAUCGAGCUCUGCUAGAAACCGAAUACGAGUCUUUAAAGGAAGAUGUGAGGAAGAUGGUGAUGAUAGUUGAUGAUGAGGACGAGGAGACCGUUGUUGGGCUCGGGCUCAAGCUCCAGUUGAUAGAUGCAGUCCAACGAUUAGGUGUGGGAUAUCACUACGAGAUUGAGAUUGAGGAAUCACUUGAGAAAAUCCAUGGACUUGGAGAGGAAUUCCUUACCCACGAGAAGACGGAUCUCUGCCAUGCGGCUCUUUGGUUUCGUCUUCUCAGACAACAAGGCCUUCAUGUUACCCCAGAUAUGUUUACAAAGUUCAUGGACAAUGAUGAUGAAGAAAAGUUGAAGGAAUCGUUGGCAUCGGACGAACAAGGGCUGCUAAGUUUGUACGAGGCAGCACAUGUUGCCGUCCAUGGAGAAGACAUACUAGACAAAGCCCUGGUCUUUGCAACGAAGAACCUAAACUCCAUUCUCACCACCAAGUGCACUCCCCAAUUCCAAAAGCAAGUGAAGUUUUCCCUUAGCCUUCCUCUGUGGAAAUGUGUCCCCAGAACACUCACUAGGCACUACAUCGACUUCUAUUCCGAGGACCAUGGCUUCAUCAACAAUGAAAAACUCCUAAGGUUCGCAAAGUUGGACUUCAACAAGCUGCAGAAAUGCCAUCAGAGAGAGCUGCGCGAGAUCACAGAGUGGUGGGGAGGCCUGCAAGUACCCACCAAAUUUCGGUACGCCAGAGACAGAGUUGUGGAGUGCUAUUAUUGGAUCUACGCGGUUUACUUCGAGCCCAGGUAUCACUCGGCAAGAAUCAUACUCACCAAGAUCAUAUCGAUGCUGUCCCUCUUAGACGACACGUACGAUAAUUUUGGCACGUACGACGAGGUUGAAAUCCUUACAACGGUCAUUCAAAGGUUGGAUCCGAGCCCGCUUGAAUCAUCACUACCCAACGAAAUGAAGAACAUGUAUCGUGUCAUUAUUGACCUAUACGAUGAAAUCGGGAUCGAACUAUCGAAAUCAGGACCUACUUUUGCGGUUGACUAUGCUAAGGAAGAGUUGAAGAAAUUGUGUCGAUCCUACUUGGCUGAGAUCCGGUGGCGCACCAAAGGCCAUGUUCCAACUUUGGAAGAGUACAAAAAGGAGGCUUAUGUGACCAGCGCUUUCCCCAUCCUCUGCACAUCUGCGUUUGUGGGCAUGGGAGCAGAAAUAGCCACCACAGAAGCUUUUGAUUGGGUAACCAAUGAACCCAAGAUGGUCAAAGCUGCUUCCGUCAUUUGCAGGCUCCAAAACGACAUCGUUUCUCACAAGUUUGAGCAGAACAGGAAGCAUGCUGCUUCGGCAGUUGAAUGUUACAUGAAAGAGCACGAUGCGCCCGAGGAGGCGGCAGUUGAAUUCCUCCGGAAGGAGAUUUCGGAGGCCUGGAAAGACAUUGCUGAAGAGUGUCGGAGACCAACUCCGUUGCCCGUCGCUCUCAUGGAUCGUGUUCUCAACUUUGCGCGCUCCAUCAGCGUGAUAUAUGAAAACGGCGACGGUUACACCGAUUCCCAUCUGCUCAAGGCUCACAUCGCUUCGUUGUUCGCUCAUCCUGUUUGACCGACGACCUCUUUCAACACCAUCUCCAUAAAAUAACUAGACACAGUGCUAGUUGAUCCUGUGUCUAAGUGUGCUGAUUUUAUUGCUAACCGUAGUCACAUGUUAGACUCGGGUAUCUAUCCAUGCCAUUUUCGAGCUUGUCCGGUUUCGAAUGAAGUAUUAAUUUUAUU
Linum trigynum is the source of this 4590-nucleotide messenger RNA. Lineage: Eukaryota; Viridiplantae; Streptophyta; Magnoliopsida; Malpighiales; Linaceae. The record is from the annotation of a GenBank genome assembly.